This is a messenger RNA of Rangifer tarandus platyrhynchus (Svalbard reindeer), 315 nucleotides long. NCBI's taxonomy places the organism in Eukaryota, Metazoa, Chordata, Mammalia, Artiodactyla, Cervidae. The record is from the annotation of a GenBank genome assembly.
AUGGUACAUGAAACCUACUUAUGGGGCUUCCCUGAUAGCUCAGUUGGUAAAGAAUCCACCUGCAAUGCAGGAGAUCCUGGUUUGAUUCCUGGGUUGGGAAGAUCCCCUGGAGAAGGGACAGGCUACCCACUCCGGUAUUAUGGCCUGUUGAAUUCUAUGGACUGUAUAAACCAUGGGGUCACCAAGAAUUGGACACGAGUGAGUGACUUUCACUUACCUAAUCGCAUUACAACAACAUAUAUAAAGGAAACUGUUUUUAUUUUUGGUUGUGCUGGGUCCUCAUUGCUGCUCAUAGGCUUUCUCUACUUGCAGUGA